CAUUGGUAGAAUUGAUAGCAAUGGCGUGGGCUCUCACUGGGUGUGCUGGGUGUGGCGAGGAUAAAGAGCUUCGGUGACGAACGAAAACAACACUCGUGAACGAACGAGUUGCACAAGUCGAUCGGUUUCGCGUUGGACUUCCCGAGGGGUCAUCAUGACCGUGGACAAGCAAGAGUAUCACAGGGCGUCCAACGCGGUCGUUUUCGGCGGCGGGCUCACGUUCGUGGCGCUUUUCCUUCUAAUGAUGGCGUUCACAAGCCCGUACUGGAUCCAAUCGUACCAGGAGACGUUCAGCAGCUUUAAGCACAUGGGACUCUGGGAAUACUGCUUCGAGCAAUUCCGCUAUCCCUACUAUCAGUUUGACAAGCAGUUCGACGGCUGUCACCACAUAUUUUCGCAGGAGUACUACGUCAUAAGGGAGUGGCUGCUGCCGGCGUGGCUCAUGAUAGUACAGACGUUCGUCACGCUGGCCCUGUUGCUCUCAAUCUUCGCCUUUGGCGUGAUCGCCCUGAUCUGGAUACGUUGGCCGUUGAGAUUCGUCCUGCAUUACGAGUGGAUCCUGUCGUCCGCCGCGUUCAUCUGCAACGCAGGAGCCGGCGUGUUUCUCUUCCUGGCGGUCUCCAUAUUCGGCGGGCAGUGUUGGCGCCGGGACUGGUUGAUGUACCCGAAUUUCAAUUACUUGUCGUGGUCGUACGGCCUCGCAGUCAUAUCGUUCAUGAUCCACACGUUCGCCGCGUUCUUCCUUUAUCUGGACGCGCGAACGGGUUACAGAUUGCGCAAGGAGUCUCGCAACUUGGUGAUGCAGAUGCAACCGAAUCCGCAGUCCCAUCACGGGCCGCCGCGAAGCGGAUACGUAUAAUCGAAUCGCGCGCCCCUUCGACGAGAAGUUCAGUCUCGACGCGAAGCUCUUACAGUUUUAAUUAAUGACCGAGCGAAAGAUAGAUCUGUCUCUUAAAGAGAGUCCGUGCACCACGCGUGCACGAUUUUAAUCCGUCCACUUGUGUUUGUUCACUAAAAAUAAUAGUAAGAACUUGGAAUGCUACCGUUAUUUUUAAUGAAUAGCUCCGCGUGAGAGCGAUCGACCGUAGUCGGCAGGUCCCGGUUUCGAUCCUCCCGACCUUCAUUCUAUUAUAUGUGCCUCAGUUUUAAGAGGUUGAAUAGAGAGUUGAAGGUUACAAGUGCGAAGGAGCACGGGGCGAAUUGUAACCCGAUUGAAACGAAAAUCCACAAUUUAUAUUUGUAUUUAAUCAUUUAAGAAAUGCAAACACGUAUAUCUUAAGAUCGUCGCCUUCUCUCGGGCUAAUUAUACUCAAUUCUCUUGAAGCUAAUUCGCUUGUGCGUGAAUAAUCUCCGUCCAUUGUUCUACUCACGCAUGCACAUCAUUUUUUUUAUAUCACGAUUUUUAUAUAUAUAUUUUAUAAAUAUUAUAUAAUGUGUAUAAUAUAUAGAAUUAUAUAGCAUUUUGACUUACAAAUAUAUAGAUAAUCGGUGAACAGAAA
Messenger RNA from Vollenhovia emeryi, 1499 nucleotides. RefSeq lists its product as uncharacterized. Gene Ontology annotation, biological process: septate junction assembly; regulation of tube size, open tracheal system. The record is from RefSeq and is a predicted model, not a curated record. The transcript has 4 exons. Bases 155 to 859 code for a protein of 234 amino acids. NCBI's taxonomy places the organism in Eukaryota, Metazoa, Arthropoda, Insecta, Hymenoptera, Formicidae. Gene Ontology annotation, cellular component: septate junction; membrane.